Molecule: messenger RNA, 2588 nt
Organism: Sphaeramia orbicularis (orbiculate cardinalfish)
Lineage: Eukaryota; Metazoa; Chordata; Actinopteri; Kurtiformes; Apogonidae
Product: sialin
Exons: 12
Coding region: 322-1854 (510 amino acids)
Biological process (GO): transmembrane transport; monoatomic anion transport
Cellular component (GO): apical plasma membrane
Molecular function (GO): transmembrane transporter activity
Source: RefSeq, a predicted model, not a curated record
UUCCCCGAAGUUAGCGUUGGCUCAUGUGACUGUUUUUCUUCUCAGACAGUGAAAAACAGAAACCCUGUACAGUCAUGUCUGUUGCCCGGUGAAUGUAAGGAAAUUCAUCAAAGAAAAUGUUUCCAUUUUGAAGACUUAACAACCUGUGACCAUCGAGAGAAGUGGGUUCUAAACUGCAUACAAGGUUUUCAUGAGACAUUCUUGGCCUCUAGGAAUCCACUGAUGUGUUGUAUUAUUUCAUUUUUGUAGCAGCAGACAUCUGUGACAACAUGGCUCAGUGACAUCAUUUCACGUGUUAAAACUAUUUAUCAGACAACUGCCAUGUCAUUGCCAAAUGGCUGCUCCAUCAACACUGCGCAUUCAGACGACAGCGAAGACAGUGAACCUCUCAUUGAGAACGAUGCAGUCCCUCCCCAGUGCUGCUCGGCCCGUCUCAACCUCGCCAUCCUCAUGUUCUUCGGGUUCUCUGUGGUCUAUGGUCUCCGUGUCAACCUCAGCGUUGCUAUGGUUGCCAUGGUGAACGGUACCGAGCCAAAGCCAGCGCCGAACACCUCUGUAUUCCACGAGUGCCCACUGCCAUCGGGGAACAACAACACCAGUGACACUUUCCCCCAACCUGAGGGGGUCCCUCAGUUCUCCUGGGACUCGGAGACCCAGGGCUGGCUGCUGGGGGCCUUUUUCUUCGGCUACCUGUGCACCCAGAUCCCGGGGGGUUACCUGUCCGGUCAUUAUGGAGGGAGUAUCUUCCUGGGCAUGGGUGUGCUGGGCACCGCUGCCCUCACUCUGCUCACUCCUCUGGCUGCCCAGUGGGGGACACGCUGGCUGUUUGCACUGCGAGCUUUGGAGGGUUUUGGUGAGGGUGUGACGUUCCCGGCCAUGAUGGCGAUGUGGGCUCGGUGGGCUCCUCCCCUGGAACGCUCUCGUUUGAUGACCCUGUCAGGAUCUGGGGCCAACUUUGGGGCCUUCCUUGCUCUGCCGCUCACCGGCUUCAUCUGUCAGACUUUGGGAUGGCCCGCUGUCUUUUACUUGUGUGGAGGUGCUGGUUGCCUCUGGGCUGUGUUUUGGUUUAUUUUUGUGUCUGAUGACCCUCGCACCCAUCGUCGAAUAAGCAAAGAGGAGAGAGAUUACAUCAUAACCUCCAUUGGACCACAGGGUACAGCUCACGGCUGGUCGGUACCCUUUUUGUCCAUGAUGCUCUCCAUCCCCCUGUGGGCGAUCAUUGUCACCCAGAUGUGUUCUAACUGGGCGUACUACACACUGCUCACCUCCCUGCCCACCUACAUGAGCAACAUCCUGCACUUUGACCUCCAGUCGAACAGCUUCCUGUCUGCUCUACCAUAUCUGGGCGGCUGGUUGUUCUCCACGCUGUCGGGGGUCGUCGCUGACAGCCUCAUCGAGCGCAGGGUGUUCAGUGUCACCGUCGUACGCAAAAUCUUCACACUGACAGGUAUGCUGCUGCCGGCAGCGUUCCUCACCUUGGUGAGCUAUGCCGGCUGUAACCACAUCCUCACCGUCACCUUCCUCACUCUUUCCACGACGACGGGAGGGACAAGCGCCUCUGGAGUCUUCAUUAACCAAAUAGACAUCGCUCCGCGAUAUGCAGGAUUUCUUCUUGGAAUCACCAACACUUUUGGGACCAUUCCUGGUGUUGUGGCACCGAUCGCAACAGGAUACUUUACUGAGGAUCACACUCUUGCAGGCUGGAGGAAGGUGUUCUGGGUCGCGGCUGGGAUCAACUUGACUGGUGCUCUUGUCUUCACAUUAUUUGGCAGCGGGAAGAUCCAACCGUGGGCCGUCACUGAGGAGGAGAGAGCAGAGGCAGAGAGAAAGAACAGAAGGACCAUUACUGUAUGAAACACAGUACAUUUAACAAACCUCUAUGCAAAGAAACACAUGAGUUUACACAGAUCAAAGGUUAAGAAAUCUAGUUAUGCCCCACGAGAGGGUUUUUAUUUAGACACACAAGACAGAAAGAGAAUGCUUAUCACAAAACAUGGUACAUCUUUCAUGUCAGUGUCAUCUUUCAUGUUUGCAGUGUUUGGGUUGGAUUUGUAUCCAAGUGACCAGCCAGGUUUGAUACAAAUCAUACUUUAUGUUUGAUUUUAAGUAGAACAGUGUAGUUCAAUGAGGCAUUAAGAGAAGAACAGAUCUCAUCACCACAGGACAAACUUAUCAUCUGCUGGAUUCUCACUGCCUUUAGCAAUCUACAUUUUUUAAUCUUUUUAUAAUCUUUUUAUCCUUUUUAAAACCUAUUUUCAGGUCCAGCUCUUUAUUAGACUGAUAUUUACAUUUUUACAAACAAGAUUUGCACUGUACCGUAGUAAUACAGUACCUCAGGUUAGACCAGGUUUAAUCCACUGUUAUUGCAUUCCUCAUAUUUUCAAGGGGUUCAAUGUAGUAAUGAUUUUCUAAACUCUCUCAUAUAAAGUCGCAGGAAAAAGUGUGUGAAUCCUUUGAAAUUUUGCAGUUUUCUGCAUGAAUUGGUCAUAAAGCAAGGCAAAGCAAAUUUAUUUGUAUAGCACAAUUCAUACACAACGCAAUUCACAGUGCUUUACAAACAUGGAAAAGAGACAAGUUAAAAACACAAU